UAUCUGGUACUUCCUCCGGUCCAACACAGUCUCUCUGCCUCUCUUCACGGAAGCACAACCGAAGCUUUCUUUCCUGGGCUUCACCACCGAGCUCUCCACUGAAUAGAAGGCCAAUUUCUGCGUCGAAACUUUGAAGAUCGCAAUCCGUAUAUCACUAAAAUUUUGAGCCAGGAAAUUCUCUAGCCAGCGCUUGCGUGAGGUUAUACAUGCCUUAGAGGAGCAGAAAGUUUCUGCGUGCAUGCUUGCCUAAACGGUUAGAGGUUGUCAAUGAGCUAACUUCUAGGAAUCUACUGAUUGAAAUUAGUUGAGAGAAGUUGAGCAUUCUCAGUGAUUGAGUGUGCGAAAACAUGAGGCUUUGCAUUUUAUCCUGGCUGGCGCUGUCCUGAUCAAGCCACAAUCGCGAAAAGAAACUGCGGCGGGUGAAGAAAUGCUCCAGGAGAAUGAUAAUAAAGAAAAAAUUAACAAUGUUGAUAGAAAUGAUCCAAACAGCAGUAACCCUGCCUUUUCAUCAAUUUGUCCGGAGACUGAUAAUGACACUAAUCAGCAUAACAUAGUGCACAACAAUACUCCUGACGAUCCUCCAUCAACUCAGUAUUCCAGAGUACAUAUGGGGAUUGAUAGUGAUAUUGAAGCUGCCGCUCAGGAUGCAGUGUUACGUGAACAAGAAAUGGCUACCCAAACAAUCAUACGGAGCCAAAGAGAGGCAAGAAGUGUGGAUGGAUCACUUCGGGAUAAUACAGACCUUUUUUCUGAACGUCAUGACCCAAAUGCUAUCAAGGAGCAUCUAUUGAAGUUGACCACUGAACAUCGCUCUGAAAUCGCUUUGAAACGUGGGAGGUCUACCCUACCAGAAGAAGGUAACACAGAAAUUGGUAAUGGAUAUGGUGUCCCUGGUGGAGGUGCCUACAAUGGGGGAACGGGGACUAAUCUUUCUGCUGCCAUUGUAGGUAAUGGAAUAGGCCAGAAUACUGUGCCUUGUGGAGAGUCAGAACACAAGCCUGGAGCAAAAGAAUUACCUGAGUAUCUUAAGCAAAGGCUAAGAGCAAGGGGCAUCCUUAAGGACGAGUCAGGAAAAGGGGUUCCGAGGUUGGAAGCGACUUUGGCACGAGUCAUGGAAAAGACAAACUUGCCUUUGGGAUGGGUGGAAGCUAAAGAUCCAGCUAGUGGCGUUUCAUAUUACUAUAACGAAACCACUGGCAAUAGUCAAUGGAAGAGGCCUGUGGAAACAUCUUCUAUUGUUCAACCUCCGAUACAACCUCUUCCAGAAGAUUGGAUUAUGGCACUAGAUGAAACAACAGGUCAUAAGUAUUACUAUAACACAAAGACACAUAUAUCACAGUGGGAGUGCCCCAGCUCAUCCCAGCAAGCUAAAACUCAGCAUUUUGUCAACAAAGCUUCUGAAAAUGCAUCUAAUGUGAGCUGGCAUCUUCAACAAUCUGGGAUGCCAGGAGGGGAUCAAUCAUCAGACCUACAGAGAUGCAUGGGAUGUGGUGGGUGGGGAGUAGGACUUGUGCAGGUGUGGGGCUACUGCAAUCAUUGCACAAGAGUUCUUAAUCUUCCACAAAGCCAGUUUUUGACAGCAAAUGUGAAUAACCACCGUCAUAAUGGCAAUCCUGUAGAAGCAAAAGGGGAUUCUGACAGAAACACCCCCAAGCAGAGGUCCAAUUGGAAACCUCCGAUGGGAAAAGGAGGUAAAAGAGAGAGCAGAAAACGUGCUUACUCUGAAGAUGAUGAGUUGGAUCCGAUGGAUCCGAGCUCUUAUUCAGAUGCUCCAAGAGGUGGCUGGGUUGUCGGCCUGAAAGGAGUGCAGCCACGAGCAGCUGACACCACUGCCACAGGUCCUCUUUUCCAACAGCGUCCUUAUCCAUCGCCAGGGGCCGUCUUGCGAAAGAACGCUGAAAUUGCUUCACUAACAAAGAAAGGAAGCUCACAGUUCACUCCUAUAUCAAAAAGAGGGGAUGGAAGUGAUGGUCUUGGCGAUGCCGAUUAAAGCGUGUAAUUCAAAUGGUACGGAAGUUGAAUUUUGUUCUCCAGCGAGUCCGGAAAGUAGGUGAAUAUCUCUUAUAUGUAGGUUUUAUUUUUAUUUUCAUUUUUAAAAAAUUUUUUAAUGGGGUGAUUCAAACUCUAGAUGUCCUACAUCUAUAUAGUUCUUUGCUUUCUGUUUCUAGUCAAAGAGUAGCGUCCAAUAGUCAAGGUGAAAACUAUUUAUUGAUUAGUUACCAAAAAAAAGACUAAAUUUAGUUUGUAACGAAGUUGUAAUCCGGGUUGGCUAUUGCCAAGACUGGAUCAAUUAAUGCUUAUUGUCUAUAUAACGUCAAUAUCCAUUCA
Morus notabilis is the source of this 2328-nucleotide messenger RNA. RefSeq lists its product as uncharacterized. Gene Ontology annotation, biological process: alternative mRNA splicing, via spliceosome. Gene Ontology annotation, cellular component: nuclear body; cytoplasm. Gene Ontology annotation, molecular function: protein binding; ribonucleoprotein complex binding. The transcript is spliced from 15 exons. Bases 428 to 1990 code for a protein of 520 amino acids. The record is from RefSeq and is a predicted model, not a curated record. NCBI's taxonomy places the organism in Eukaryota, Viridiplantae, Streptophyta, Magnoliopsida, Rosales, Moraceae.